Molecule: messenger RNA, 3231 nt
Organism: Suillus paluster
Lineage: Eukaryota; Fungi; Basidiomycota; Agaricomycetes; Boletales; Suillaceae
Product: CHAT domain-containing protein
Exons: 6
Coding region: 1-3231 (1076 amino acids)
Molecular function (GO): protein binding
Source: RefSeq, a predicted model, not a curated record
AUGCCCGGUAGUGGGGAAGGCCGGAAAUGCAGGUGCAGGUGCAGGCUGCAACAUCCCCUCAAUGCUCACCCAUUCCUCCUCUCCCUCGCACCUGAACUUCAAGUUCAUCCACAGCCCCUUCUUGUCCCACCACUCAGUUCAUCCUCGAUGCACCGUGCCGCUUGUCAUUUACUUGAUAAUGCCAUCAUACCCGGUAGCUGGAAAGUCAUCAGAGGACAUAAUCUCAGUGUCCCUUCCGAGCGCAUACCUGCAGGGAUUUACGUGUCCAUCAAACUCAACGAGAGGAGAGGCUGGAAGUCAGCUAUCCGAGUCCUAUUGUCCGACUGUUCCGUACCUUGGAGUGAUACAGUGACCUUAUCACCAGAUGUGUCCCCUAGUUUAUCACUUGAGAUCUGGGCAUCCUUUGAGCUUGGUCGAAUGCUAGGACAGGGAGAACUCAUUGGGAAACUUGAAACAUCGUGGGAUGAGCUCCUCGAUCAUGGAGAUGAGCCUUUUGAUCUGUCCUUCCCGCUUAUUCAGGGUGUUUGUCCUUCUCUCACGCUGAAGACUUCUGUGCAUCCUUGCGGAAACGACGAUGGUGGACAGUUUGAUUCUAUCAUAGAUUACGAGAUUGCUCGGUACACAAAUGUAGGCCAUACAAGAUUUGCCGAAUACAUCACAAGCAAGACGGUCUCUCGCCUGAACAAUGCUGUGGAGCAAUUUCAAUUGGUUCUGGACCAAUGUCCUGCUGGUCAUCUCGACCAUGCGGCCGCUGUCACCAACCUCGCGCGGGCCCGCCUUCAAGGCUAUAUCCAAAAUGAUCUUCAAGAUAUCGACUCUACUAUCUCUCUAUUCCGUGACGCCCUUGCAUUGCAUCCGCAGGGCCACCCUGAUUGUCCCUUAUCUCUCUACCAUCUUACCAAAGCGUUGAUCUGGCGCCACCACAAUCAACCAACCCCCGCUGACAUUUGUGAAUCCGCCCGACUGUAUCAUGAGCUACUGCAUCUCUCUCCUGGGGGCACCUAUCUUCGCAACAUUGCGGCUGGGGAAGAUGAUGUUGAUUAUGUGAUCAAUGAAUGCGAUAAGCUUCCAACGGACGGAUCUGAUGAAGACAUCCAACUUCGACGAAUCAUACUCGAGCUCUGUCCUUUGGGUCAUCAACACCAUCUCAAUGCCCUCGAGAAGCUUUCACAGGCCCUCGGAGCAAGCUUUGAACAAUGCGGCAACAUUGAUGAUUUAGACGAGAGGAUACAAUGUUGCCGUGAACUUGUUUCUCUGGCUCCCAAAGGAUGUCAUGGUCGUGACACCUACUUGAAUAAUUUGGCCUUUUCUAUCGCACGCCGCUUCGAUCAUCAAGGCAAAUCCCACGACCUCAACGAGGCCAUCUCCUUGUAUGAAGAAGCCUUGCGCCUGCGCCCUGUUGGACAUAGAUAUCGUGAUUUUUCAUUGGACAACCUGGGGGCCGCCCUCUGCACCCGUUUCGAAAAACAUCCAAGUCAUUACAUUCAUGACGUAAACAGAGCUAUCAGCCUCUACCGCGAGGCGUUGAUAUUGCGCCCACCUUGGCAUCCAUGUCGUGGCACCAUCCUUGCCAACAUUGCCUCUGCGCUCAAAACCAGAUAUGACAAAUCGCAUGCCAGUGGGGAUCUUAACGAGGCCAUCGAUUGGUACCGAGAAUCACUUUGGUUAAUGCAGCAUGAUCAUCCAGAGCGCCAUAGAAUUCUGCACAAUUUGAGCUCGGCACUUUGCUCUCGUUUCACGCAAGGUUGGAAGAAUGAAGAUGUUGAGGAGGCCAUUAUUCUGUGCCAGCAAUCAUUGACGGCUUUGCCUCCACUGCACCCGGACAGAUUUUACAGCUAUAGAUGGCUGCAACGAGCCUAUGCAUCUCGUUACCGGGCACAACACAAACCUGCUGAUUUGUCCCUUGCAAUGGCAAACUUCAAGCUGGCAUCCAGACACCCCACUAAAGGCUUUCCGCAUCGAAUUGAGGGGGCCUUUCACUGGGUUGAUGAAGCUGAGGCUUAUUACCAUGAAUCGGCACUGGAGGCCUACGCAACAUUUUUUGAGCUUCUUGACGCUCAUUUGGCGACACGAUCAUCCACCAUUUACAAAUGCCUGUUUGACUCCCAGGCUUCCACAGUUAGCACAGACCGAGCGGCUAUUGAUUGGGCAGCAACAGCGUACAGGAGACUUUUGACACGAUGGAAAGCUGCGGUGGCCGAAAUUCGUAAUAUUCAUGGUUUCUCGCAAUUCCUGCUCCCACCAUCAUACAAAGAACUGCAAGUGGCAGCGCGCCAUGGCCCAGUCAUCAUCCUCAUUGCCAGCAAAUACUCAUGUGACGCCCUCAUUGUCCCGAUGUCGGGGCAACCCCACCAUGUUCCCUUCCCAUCUCUCUCUCUCGCACAUCUAGAGAUGCUCAAGGAUGACUUUGCCAGGGAGAUACGGCACACAGGUCUUAUGGGCCCAACAGAGCCAAGGAAGGAUUUGCGAGUGCUCUUGCGCAAAUUAUGGGAUGAGAUAAUGCAACCCAUCGUUAAUGUCCUCCAACAUAAACUGGGAUUGCAGCCCCAGUCUCGGAUAUGGCUAUGUCCGACGGCAGCCUUCACGUCCCUCCCUCUCCAUGCUGCUAACCCCUGUCAAAAGAAGCCAGGCCGUUCAGAGCCGGAACCAUGCCUGGAGGAUCUCUACGUCUGCUCUUACAUGUUGACAUUGUCUGCUCUGAUCAGGUCUCAGCAGACAAUGAAGAUGCGCGCAACUCCGUCCUUCAUGGCAAUCGGGCAAGGCACAGUGCUUGCCGAUGUUGAUAAUGAGCUUAAGCUUGUUCAUGCACUCAUUCCCUCUAAUGUCAAGUUCACCAAUCUUUCUGGCGGCAACGCUACACGAGCAGGUGCACUCGAUGCCUUGCAGCGCAACACCUGGGUGCACCUUGCUUGUCAUGGCAAACAGGACCGCCAGCAGCCUUAUCAUUCAUGUUUUGCCAUGAGAGAUGAACCUCUCACACUGCUUGACAUCAUGCAGAAUGAUGCCCCGCAAGCUGAAUUUGCAUUCUUGUUGGCAUGUCAUACUACCAUUGGGGAUGAGAAGAUGCCCGACGAGGUUAUCCACCUUGCAGCUGGUCUGCAGUUUUCGGGGUUCAAGAGCGUCAUUGGCACUCUUUGGGCGGUUGAUGAUGCUGUUGCAAAACACAUUGUCGAGGGUUUCUAUCACAAUAUGUUCAAGGAUUUGGAGGAUGGCAGUGACAUGACUGUAUGA